AUGUCAAGUUUAUACCUCAAAACCCCGCUACAUGCAUUGUCUGCUGGUCCAGACUCUCAUGCAAACGGCUCUUAUUAUGAUAAUUUAUUAUUGCCAUCAUUCUCCAGCCUAUCUUACAAUAAUAAUAAUAAUAAGAAGAAGAAUAAUAAUAUCACAACCGGUAACAGUACAAAUUCAGCAUGUCCCAGGAAAUACUCGUUUCACUCGCUCAACGUGUCCCCGAUUCUACCCGCGUUGUCUCUCGCCAACGAAAUACUCGGUAAGAAGUCAAAUACAGCUCCGGCAUCGCCACACCAUAUGGCAUAUAAUCCAAUUUCUUCACUGACACCCGGUAACUCACCCGAGUUCAACAAGGCCAGUUUAUCUCAAAGUAGUUUCACGAAUCCAGCUAACUAUGGAUCUGGCUUUGGGCUUUCCUCCCAUUCACAGGCUCAGCUGCCGUUGUUAGACAGACUCUCGUCCGUCCCGUUUUCUAAGAGACCGGAAAACUCACAGCAAAUUUUACCGUCAUUAAGGCAUCUACAACUGUUGCCCAGUCCUCUCUUACAAGAAAAUGCAGGUCGUUUCCCUGAUACAUCAAAACGGACAGCUAAUUGGAAGACCGACCUUACUCAUUGGUGUAAGGAUACGAACUAUCGAGACUAUGUUAAAAUACGCGAAGAAGUGGCCCAUUUCAAGCCAUUACGUAUACCAAACUUAACCCAUCAAAAUAGUAGUAUUAGUUCCAAAAGGGAUAAAGAUCUUCACGGCAGAGAAUCAUCCAAGUUUCACUCGCCGUCUAAUGAUACUUUUGCCCGUAUCAGACUGAUUCCCUCGAUUUUAGAGGCAAAAGAUCAAUUUAAGGAUCUUUCUAACAAUGCAUGGAGCAUUACUCCUCCUGUCACUCCACCAAUGAGCCCACCAACUAAUAGAGCUAUGGAACGCACAUCUCUCAGGGAUGCAGACGCUCCGUUUUUCGAAGAAAAAUCUAACAAUAAUGACCCAAUUUUCAAUCCAAUUAUAAGUGAAAAGUUAGUUCAAGAGGUGAAACAACAAAGACAAUUGAGAGGAAGUUCAUUUCCAACACCAAAUGCCAGUCAUAAAAAAACCAACAGUUUCAAAGCGAUACAGAUGAAAAAGUUGCUUGCGAAUAGAGACAUUCUAUCGAAUAACUCCAAAUCUAGUAUAAGGAAACCAUCAAAGAACAAAAUCUCAAAGCAAGCAUCAACUGUUUUCGGUAACACUGCGAGGCAGUUGGUCAUGAAACUGGACAAUUCUAGCUACAGCUCUGUAUCUGCAUCUUCAUCACCACCUCCUUCCACACCAACGAAAAGUGGCAAGGCAAGAUCAAGAUCAUCUUCACCUGUGCGUCCAAAAGCAUACAUUCCAAUUCCUAGAUCACCCAAUUAUCAUAGGUUUGCCUUAGACUCUCCCCCACAAAGCCCUCGAAGAUCGUCAAAUUCAAGCAUCACGAAAAAGGGGAGUAGAAGAUCUAGCGGCUCAUCACCUACCCGUCAUCAUGCAAGAGUGUGCGUAUCCUGCCAUUCUAGUGAUUCGCCUUGUUGGAGACCCUCGUGGUCGCCAAGAAAGCAAGACCAACUCUGUAACUCGUGCGGUCUGCGCUAUAAGAAAACGCAUACAAGAUGUUUAAACGAAAUAUGUCGUAAGAUUCCCACAAAGGGUGAAAUAAACAUUAUGAAAUCCAAUGGCAUAGAUAGAGAAUACGUUCCCGAACGCAAUUGUGAAAUUGAAGGGUACCGCUGCUUAUUCUGUAAUUACAUAACUGAGACGGUGGAGAAUUAA
Saccharomyces kudriavzevii IFO 1802 is the source of this 1782-nucleotide messenger RNA. It is a transcript of the gene ASH1, whose product is annotated as DNA-binding transcription repressor ASH1. The coding region runs from base 1 to 1782 and encodes 593 amino acids. Lineage: Eukaryota; Fungi; Ascomycota; Saccharomycetes; Saccharomycetales; Saccharomycetaceae. Gene Ontology annotation, biological process: regulation of DNA-templated transcription. The transcript has a single exon. The record is from RefSeq and is a predicted model, not a curated record. Gene Ontology annotation, molecular function: zinc ion binding; sequence-specific DNA binding.